ACUACAGAAUAUGGAGAACUCUAUAUCUGGUAUGAUUGAGGAACAAAACGAGUACGUCGGCUAUAAUUCCGAUGACUCUGAAAUGGAGGAAAAUUUGCAGCACGAAGACGGCUGGAGCGAAGACGAGUUUGAUAUUGCGUACGAUGAAUUUGAUAAUGAUGAGAACCAUGGUAAACACAUAGACGAUCAAAAUGAUGAGAACCAUGGUGAACACACAGACAGUCUAAAUACUAGUGAGGCACAAUUUGACACGCAGCUUGAGUACGACUAUUACGGUGAAUCUGACUUGGACACGGGUCAUACUGAUGAUGUGGAAGGUGCAUCAGUUCCUGAGGAUUCUGUUGACAUGAGCCAGGCGAUGCCAAGCGCUAGUCAGCCUGAGAAAACACAGAAAGGUAGCAAUGGCAAUGAAUAUCCUGAUAAUAAUCGGGAUUUAUACUGGAUGAUAAAAGAGAUGACUUUUAUUUCUGAAGCAGCAGCAUUUUCUUUCUACAACAGAUAUGCUAAAGAUUGUGGGUUCAGCGUCCGGCUGGACCAGGUUAAGCGGUUUGAUGAUGGAGUAAUUCGGCUAAGGCGUUUUGUGUGUUCCAGAGAAGGCAGACGUUCCAAAAAGCAACUGACCAUGGAAGGCCGCGUAUAUAGGCUCAGACCUGAGUCUCGCUGCGGCUGCAAGGCACGUUUGGUGGUGAAGUUUGAUGGAAGAACUAGUUUCUGGGUUGUUGAAGAUUUUCGAGACAAACAUAACCAUGACCCAGCUGAACCAUGUGAGACUCCGUUUCUUCGGUCCCAUAGGACGAUCAACGACGCGCAGAGAUCUGAGAUAUUAUCACUGGGAUCCAUGGGGGUCAGGAAGCACCUCAUUAUGAGAAAAUUCAUUGCAGGCUCCGGUUCAUUUGCCGGUGUUGGAUUCACAAGAAAAGAUUUGUACAACAUGUGCUCUAGGGAGAGGAGGAGGCUGCUUUUCGACGGUGACGCUACCACAGCCAUCCGCAUUAUGGCAAAGAGGAAAAAGAGGGACCCUGAAUUUUUCUAUGAAUAUGACGUUGAUGACAAAGGCCGUCUGAAGCACAUGUUCUAG
This is a messenger RNA of Lolium perenne, 1078 nucleotides long. NCBI's taxonomy places the organism in Eukaryota, Viridiplantae, Streptophyta, Magnoliopsida, Poales, Poaceae. The record is from RefSeq and is a predicted model, not a curated record.